AUGAAGCCAUUCUGGAAAGAAUUGAGUAAAUUUUUUGAUGAAAAGGCUGCUGUUCAUGAAAGGCGAUCAAAUGACAAACUUUACUUACCAUUUGCCAUUUCAGUGGAAGAUCUCAGACGCCAAAUACUUGAUAGACUGCCAGAGGGUUCAGAGGCUCCAUCUGUGUCUUGGCUAAAACUGAACUUUAGUCCCGCAAAUGUGUACAACACAACUGCUAAAAAUUACACUGGACAAUACAACGUAGGGUUUGCAGUACAGCAAAGAUUAGUCCGAGUUCAGCAUCUUGACUCUCAUUAUUGCGCUGUGUUAUUUUUAAUGCUGAAGGAAUUUGCAUGUCAGAUGCGAGAGUAUUCAACUUUUCAAUGCAUGGAUGAUAAGGCUAUUGUACCUUUGGGUGAACCUGGUCAUCCAGUUUCAACUGGAGUACGUGCCCACCAUGGAGGCCUGAUAGGAGGGUGCAUGAAGGUGGUAGCUUUGGACCAUGACUUUCAUGUUGGUGGGAUCAUUCCAUCUGUCUGUUUCAUGAAUGAUAUACCGGAAAACCCAAAAGACUCGUUUUAUAACGGACAUCUUUAUGUUACUGUUAAAGACAAGGUUUUCCAAGCCCCAUCUCCACUGCGACAUUCAACUGAAAGCGUGUCUUUGAUGCGACAGUGCUACUCAGAUGAUGAUGUGAAUCUUCGAACUCCGGUGCUCAUCCGUUACACUGAUGGUGGACCAGACCACAGGACAACAUACAAAAGUGUGAAAAUUUGUGCUCUAAUGGAGUUCAUCGCUCUUGACUUGGACAUGAUAGUGUGUGCACGAACGGCCCCAUGUGGCAGUUAUGCAAACCCAGCAGAAAGAACAAUGAGUCUCCUUAAUUUAGCUUUACAGAACGUAGCAUUGGAGCGAACUGCAAUGUCUCCAAAUUGCGAAAUGCAAAUUAAGUCAGUAAAUUCACUCAAAAGUCUACGAAACUUGGCAAGUAAAAACCAGAGAAUUAAAGAAGAGUACACACAAGCAGUUGGUGUAACACUGAACAUUUUGAAAGAAAGAUUUAAACGUCUAAGUUGGAAAGGAGAAAGUGUAUGUGUGCAAGAGGCGGCUAGUCAAGAAGAGAUGAAUGCUUUGGUGGAGAUACUGAAAGUGCUGGAUGAGAAUAUUCAGUCAGACUCAAAUUUGUCAAAUCUGCAAUCUAAAGCAGUUGAUGCUUUCCUUGAGUCCCAUUCCAGAAGUCGUCAAUAUAUAUUUCAGAUCAAGAAGUGUUUGGCAGACAACUGUGGGUAUUGUGUACUUAAUCCUCCCCGGCUUCCAGAUGAAGUAUUCCAUGGCCUGCAUUUUGUGCCAGAUCCAACAAAGGAUGAAAACGGGCAGUACAAAGGCUUUAAGGAUCUGUAUGGGACAGAAACUAAUGAUAUGGACAGGUCAAGUCUGAAAGGGAAAUCUGGAGAAUCAUCAGAAAGAGACAAGAAAUUCAAAGCUGUAUUGGUAGGAACAAAAGUAACGGGAUUUGUGAUCUGCACUGAGCGUGGGAAGAGAAGGGUCAUUUAUGCAAGCAGAAAAUUGAACAGAAUGGAGGAAAGAGCGGUGGAACGGGUUCAAGAAAAAUUACUUUAUAUAUGUGGCAGUCCUUUAUUUCCUGGAGGCCAGUAUCAGGACAUCAUUCUGUGCAGACAGAACAUCGAUUGUUCAUCUCCAAUUGAGACACAGUAUUACGCAGGAGCAACACAGAUUUUUGAUGCUGUUUGCUUUCACUGUGGAGACUCGGAUGUUUCUAACUCUGAGGAAUUUAGGCGAUUGCAAGAAGAUUUCGCCAUUGUCCGGCCAAUAUGCCAAGCAUGUCUUCACGCAGGAAAACAAAUUUCUACCCGGAAUGCAAAAAAAACGCAGAAAAUGAUUUAUACUCAUACACUGAAUCCAAAUAAAUGAUAAACAUAAUUUUACUGUGUGAUUGAUUUUCAUUUUUAUCAUUUUAUUAAAAAAAAAAAAAACUCUUUUUGUGAAUUUUAUUUUUUUUAUUGUCUCGACUCAACAUAUUUUUAGCUU
Messenger RNA from Ostrea edulis (European flat oyster), 2028 nucleotides. RefSeq lists its product as uncharacterized. The transcript has 4 exons. Lineage: Eukaryota; Metazoa; Mollusca; Bivalvia; Ostreida; Ostreidae. The record is from RefSeq and is a predicted model, not a curated record. The coding region runs from base 1 to 1911 and encodes 636 amino acids.